UUGGUGGAAGGGGAAAUUAGACCUAACCUCACAAUUUUACCAAUGUUUAAUCAAUUUAAUUAUCAAGUUACUAAAUAAUUACAAUAUCUAAUCAGAAUAACAUUAAUUUUUAGCAUAAAUUACCUGCAUAUCUAGAAGACAAAGCGUUUUAACUUCAAGUAUCAGCAAAUACAGCUUCGUUAUCAACCAUGAAAGUUGCCAGUGUAGUAACACUACUUUAUUUCUUUGUUUUAAAAGUUUUCGCUGAUAAUACCGAAGAUACUCCAUCGUUUAAGUAUACAGCACAAAAUUUCAACGAUGAGGUUUCCAAAAAGCACCAUUUCAUCAUGUUUUAUGCCCCAUGGUGCGGACAUUGUAAAAGCUUUAGUCCCACAUGGGAACAGCUAGCCGAAAUGCUCAACGAGGACGACAGCAAUAUCAGAAUAGCCAAAGUAGACUGUACGAGUGAUGCUAAAGUUUGUUCAGAACAAGACAUUACCGGUUAUCCCACUUUAAAAUUUUUCAAAGUCGGUGACAAUGAGGGGGUUAGAUUUAGAGGCACCAGAGACCUACCUACAAUAACCAACUUUAUCAACGAACAGCUGAGACAGGGUGAUGAAGAUCAUCCUGAUAUCAGGAAGGAAUUUUCAUUGAAGGAAUUGACAGAUGAUAAUUUUGAUAGUGUUAUAGAAAGUGGAAAGGCUUUUGUUAAGUUCUAUGCCCCUUGGUGUGGACAUUGUCAAAGAUUAGCUCCAACAUGGUUAGCUUUAGCUAAAGCCAUGGAAUUUAACGAAGAAAUAACCAUAGCAAAGAUUGACUGUACCGAAUACAGAGAUGUAUGCACAACAUUCGAUGUGAAAGGUUACCCUACAAUGCUCUGGUUCGAGAACGGUCAAAAAGUCGAUAAAUACUCAGGAGAAAGAUCUUUGGAAGACCUGAAAAACUACGUUAAUAAAAUGGCUGGCAGUAAAAUCAAGCUUAACCUUCCCGGACUGGAUGAUGUUAAAUUUCUGGACGACGAUGCAGUCUUGGACUUAAGUUCAGAGAACUUUAACGAAGAAAUACAAGACGGUAUUACUUUUGUCGAUUUCUUUUCACCCUGGUGCGGGCAUUGCAAAAGACUGGCCCCUACGUGGGAACAAUUAGGCAGAAAACUACAAAAUACUCAAGGCAUUAAGAUAGCUAAAGUCGAUUGUACCUCACCUGAAAACAGAGAAUUUUGUAAUCAACAGGAGAUUGAGGGAUUUCCAUCGUUAUUUCUUUACAAAGAUGGACAAAAAGUGUCACAGUACAAUGGCAACCGUGAGCUAGAAGAUCUCUACGAUUUUGUGACUGAUCAUAUGGUUCAUGAUGAACUCUAAGUCAAUUUUUACAAAAAAAAUACUAUCUAGUCAUUCUUCAGUCAUCAAAGUAUAUAUUCAGUCUGAAUUUUUUAUUUUUCGUCAAAACAGGACAGAAAUAAUACAGAGUUUUUAGUAUUACAACCAAAGUAUUCUUGAUGAUUGUCCAAAAUAUUUUCUUUUUGAAAUAAAUAUUAAUUACUGUGUAUUUAAAACUCUAUUUUUUUAACUUCUUGUUUACUCAGAGUCAACUUCAAACUUUAUAGUAACAAUAUCUUUAAUUCCUCCUUCAAUGACAUCUCCUUUAUGAACAGGCCCCAUUCCUGGUGGUGACCCAGUUAUUAUAACAUCAUAAGGUUCCAAAGUGA
Molecule: messenger RNA, 1687 nt
Organism: Sitophilus oryzae (rice weevil)
Lineage: Eukaryota; Metazoa; Arthropoda; Insecta; Coleoptera; Curculionidae
Product: thioredoxin domain-containing protein 5 homolog
Exons: 5
Coding region: 189-1340 (383 amino acids)
Biological process (GO): protein folding
Cellular component (GO): endoplasmic reticulum
Molecular function (GO): protein disulfide isomerase activity
Source: RefSeq, a predicted model, not a curated record